AUGUAUACAACAACAGACCUCAUACAGACGCGGGUCGCUCCAGCACACUUGUUUGUUAUUGUCUACUUUCUACAGUGGUUGUUUGUGGCGAGUACCGCAUCUGGCGAGAGUGUUCAUGCGAUCUUCAAAAUAUCGAAAUCUGGAGAUGCACCCUUCUUCAAACAAGCUGAGAGGCACUGCGAGCGCGCUAAAAUGCGUCUUGCGACGCCGACGACGGCAAAGGGGGCGACUGCUGUGAAGAAGUUGCUGAAACGCUGCGGUCCAUCUGAUGUACCCGUACUUGGCGGUGGCCUAAGCGUGCGAUGCAGCAGUAACUCUUUUUUCUUCUUGUGGUCACCGAAACUGGAUGAACCCAAGUACCCUGUUGAGGACACAGCACCAUACUGCGGGGAACGCGAUCCGCGAGGGUGGGGGACCAAGUGUGUGACAAGGAACAGGAGUGCGGGGAGGUUAUUUUACCAAUUUCAUACAUCUGAGGGCGAGAAAGGGAACUGUACCGGACCUGUGACAAUGGACUAUGACCCGGCGAUUCUCUAUGAAUUGGAGGUCCCUAGUGCUGGUGAGGAGGGUCUCCUCGCAUGGGUUGUCUCGCGUGGUGGCAAGAACGGAAGCACUGCUGCGCUUAGGAGCCUUCGAUCAGACUUGGAGGACACAUCCCGCGCAUACAUUGGAGAUUCGAGCAAAAUGAUCGAGUACGUCCUGUGUGAGGGUGGAAGGUCCUCCGUCGUGUCUUCCACAUCAUGCUAUUCCGUUUCUUAUGCUUCUGUGCCAAAUGUUGGCGGUUCAAGUCGAACGGGUGUUCAUUGGUUGGUGAUUGUCUUCCUCUCCUUCAUCGGAUUGAUUGUGUUAUGUGUAGUAACCCUGUCUAUUGUCGGUGGAGUUACGAAAAAAGUAACCGCAGGGAAUGUUGAUCGGGGAGACAACACUGGUAGUGGACGGCGACGAACCUCUUUGUCUCACAGCAGCUGGCAUGUAAUGAGCCAACCAGGAGGCAGCAGCGGGAUUCAAUAUUCUCGUCGUGGUAGCCAGCCGGGUAACAUCCUUUCUCCGCUUCAAGAUGCUGCGAGCAUUAACAUGCAACGCUAUGAAAGCGAUGGGGUAGCCGCUGUACCUCGGCAAGGAAGCUUUAACGGCAGAAACACACAACAGCGAAGUAGUUUACCAACAAACGUAAAUCAAGCGCAACAAAAUUACAACACAAACAGAGUUACGUCACAAGUAAGCAAUUAUAGCGCAAGCUUACAUCGUCUCGGGAGCUUCCGUGGCCCCAUCAUCCAUCGUCAAGGAAGCUUCAACAACAUUACCUCCGUACCAGCAGGGAAUACCUAUACUGGGGGUUUAUCGCGUCCUGGGAGCUUCCGUGGCUCAAGCCCCAACCAUCAAGGAAGUUUUAACCGUAGUGAUAUAUUUCGCGAUCCUAGUCUCUAUGGUGAAUCUCCUCCUCACGGUGAUCCACGCUUGGGUUUAAACCCUCUUCGGGACAUUGGCUACGACAGGGGAAAUGCCCCAGAGCAGGUGAGCCUUUCUUCGGUCGGUAUGGCCCAACAGGGCAACUUUGCAAACGUUGGUGCACGUGGCGGGAGCUUCCGAGGAAUAAACCGCAACCAACAAGGAAGUUUCCGCAACUCGAACCCGCCGUCUGGUGGUUUGUUUAACACGUAG
Molecule: messenger RNA, 1662 nt
Organism: Trypanosoma brucei brucei TREU927
Lineage: Eukaryota; Euglenozoa; Kinetoplastea; Trypanosomatida; Trypanosomatidae
Exons: 1
Coding region: 1-1662 (553 amino acids)
Source: RefSeq, a predicted model, not a curated record